AUCUUUAUUAUGCGGUUACUCGAGCUAAGCAUUACCAUGACAUACUCGAUAUGCUUCUUCAUAAUUUUUACAAAGGUGUGCUUGACAUGCUCGAAAAAGAAAUCGGCGGGAAGACAGGGAGGUGAUAAGAAAAAUCAAGGAAGAAUUGGCGGUGGUUCGAAAGAGAAGCUAGCUGCCAAACGACGGAAAAGCAUUGACUUUACUAAAAUGAAAGAAGAGCAACCCACACAAGAAGAGGAAAUUUCGCCAAAAAGAACUCCACUCUCAAAAGAACAUGACUCAGUACAACAGAAGAUAAUUUCCAAAGAAAACUGCUCGGGGGAGCAGAAGGCUUCGGCGUCUAGAGAUUCAGCAGAAGUGCUGGGCUCGAAAGAAGCUAAUCAAAAACCUCAACAAGCCGGUGCUGUCAAAAACGAGCGUGAUGAGCAUAUGGGUGGAUAUCUAUCCGCUGGACCAGAUGAUCGAGCGUUCACUCUCCUUAUGCCAGUAGUACCGAUGAAGGAGGAAACUGAAGGAAAAAGUAUGUUUGGAGAGGUUAUUGAUCCUUUGAAAGAAAAAGACAAGAGCCAAUGGAAUCAACAGGAAAACGCGGUGGAUGUGGAACCUUAGUAGGGAACGCCAAUCCUGCCUUGACAUAUUGGAUUAUUCAAGUCUUUACCGAAAAAAAUCUACUUCAAACAAGCACUCUCUCAAUAAACAUACUUUGGG
Cylicocyclus nassatus is the source of this 708-nucleotide messenger RNA. Lineage: Eukaryota; Metazoa; Nematoda; Chromadorea; Rhabditida; Strongylidae. The record is from the annotation of a GenBank genome assembly.